UGCGCAAGCGCCUUCAUGCCAACCAGCCGCCGGGGUGGGAGGAAUCUUGCCGAAUGCCAGCGGAUUUUAGGAAUUUUCUCUGGAACUGGCGCUAGCAGCGAAAUAAACCAUUCCCCAACAUGACACAGUCUAGGUCAAGAAAGCGUCACAGAAGUAGCGAGGAGGAUGAAAUGGAAAAUGCGGGGUUACAGCACCCAAAACGGCACAGUGGAGAAAGAAACGAGUUGAACCCCGCCUGGUUACCAAAUGCAAAGCCAGACAGAAGACAUAAUGGCCAUUUAGGAUCAGAGGACAGUUCCAGUAGCAGCAGUUUGGGCUCCCCAUCCCAGUCAACCAAUCAGCAGGCAGCUACCAGUAACAUUAGCCAAUCAGAAGCCAUCCCUCAUCAACUUCUCCACCAACUGAGUGACAGCAGCAACCAAUCAGAAGAGGAGGUUAUUCUAAAUUACUAUAGCCGUAUCAACAGAGUAUUACACCAGGCACAUAUGGAAAGGUUACAGAGAUUGGGUACUCAACAGCCAGAUUCCAAUGACGUUCUCAGAUAGGUAUUGUAUGAUAAGACCUUAUCCUGUCCAAAGAAACUAUUGUUUUGGAAUCAACAUGUUCUCAAAGUCCACAGUUUUGUCGAUCGAUUCAAAUGCCAUGUGUUACUAGGAAGUUUAGAAGUUGCAAAUGUUUUAGCACAUGAAGUAAUGGUACUGUUGUUACCUUACACUUUGUAUAGUAGAAUUUAGAAAUUUUGCAUUGAGGACAAUAUGUCAUGUUACUCUCUACAUGUUGUUUCCAAUGGAAAAUCCAGUACCAUGUUUGCAUAUUUUACAAAGGUUGAACUGUAUCUUGAUGUAGAGCGUUAGUGUUAUAGACUGUCAAAUAAUAUGUUCAGAAGUGAUACAAAUUUAAGGCUUUUAAUGUAAGUUUCCAUUUUUAGGUAGUUGUAUAUUGCAAUGUCAACCUUACUUUUGAUUACUUUGUGUAUGUCCGUAUAUACAGGGUUUCUUGAUAUCAUUUUGUUAUUUAAGUAUUUUCUCUACAUAAUUAUGAUGUGGCCAGGUCUGAUAUAUGAAUAUAGAUAUUCAUAUACAUCCAUAUGGCCAAACUUUUAAUGGCUUGCCACAUUCUAUACCUAUUAACUCCAUUUCAUGGUAAACUUUUAUAGGCAGAAAAUAAUUCUCAUGCAUACAAAUUGUUUUCUGUGGUAAGUUAAAACAUGUUGGAGGACCAAAUUGUAGACAGAUUCUUGCCACCAUUUCAUCAAUUGAUCCUCAAGAGGAAUAUUAAUAUAUAAUCAAGAUACAUGUGUUGUCCCUUCAGCACACAGUUCCUAUCUGUAGUUGUAUUACUUUGAAACACUGUUGCAUACCACAAAUAUGUUUUUAAUGUCAUUUCAUAAACUGAACCACAUGAAGAAGGAUAUCCUACAUGUAUAAAUUUUGACAUGUUGCCAAGGGUUGGUGUAGGCUCAUAGCCUCCUGCUGCAGGCUUUUGGAGACUGGCACAGGAGAGUUGUUUGGUAGCUAGCUUCAUUGUAACAGAAGUCUCUUGCACCACUUUAUAAUGCCUGCAGUUGGAGGCUAAUUCAUACAUACUAAUGUUACUACGAUUGAGACUUCUCAGUUAUUGGGAUUCACAUUCAUACAAGUUAAAUUGGAGUGAUAAGUUGAAUAAAGAUUCAGUUUUUAGAAGUACAAGCUGUAUUAUUACAUGCCACAAAAAACUUGUGCAAAGGAACUUAGGACUGUGAUUUGGUGCUUGGAAACACUGCCAUUAACAUGAAUUGCCUAUGUCAGACACCUCAACAUCUUUUUCAUUUAUGUUGCCAGACUUGCUAUUUGAUUUGGGACAUGUGACAGUUUAUGGUUCUUACUACAUCUUGUAAUGCAUGUGUACCAUUAAAUUUAUAUCAUUUCUUGCAUUUUGCUGUUUCGAUUGUCCACAUCGAAAAUAUUGCUGCUAUCCCAUAUUGUCCCUGUUGAGCACAUCACCUGAAAGCUUGUUUGAUGCAUUUUUGAUACUAUUUGCUUACCUUCUAUGAUUUUUACUUAUACCGUAUUUAUGAUGAUGAUGAUGUAUUUGUAAACUACUGAAAAUGUGCAUUUGAAGGAUAAUACAGCAUAAGAUCUCUCCACUGUCAAAUGUAUGCAAACUGUCAUACCAUUAACACAAAAGUCGGGACACUGGUAAAGUCUCUACAAAGGAAAGAGAUCAAUUUGACUGAAGCACUGCAAUUAUAUUCUUUGUACCAAGCAAAAUAUUGAUCAAGUUACUCCCUUGUUCCUGAACUGUAAUGCUGGAAACUUUCAACAAAAGCCAUUUGUAUGUCAUUGAGACAAGUUCAUCUUGUUAUAUACUAGUACAUGUUAUGUGAAAAGUUAAUAGCUUGUCUUCCACAUGUUUUGUUUCCACAGAGGAGUUGAAUAAAGU
Molecule: messenger RNA, 2421 nt
Organism: Branchiostoma belcheri (Belcher's lancelet)
Lineage: Eukaryota; Metazoa; Chordata; Leptocardii; Amphioxiformes; Branchiostomatidae
Exons: 4
Coding region: 120-545 (141 amino acids)
Source: RefSeq, a predicted model, not a curated record